CAUCAUUCAAACAUUCAACGGUCUUUGGAUCGUUUUUGGAUCCCAACCAAUUAACAAAACUGUGUUUUUUUUGUUGUUGAAUAUGUUUGAAAAUUGUUGUAAUUAAUUGUUAUCUGUAUGUGUUCAUUGUUGAUUUAAAUAAAUACUUUGUUGAUAAUAUUUAAAACAUGUUCGGUUGUUUAUUGUUUUAAAUCUUAGAAUAAAAUUAAAAGUCUAAAGACCCCAGUAAAAGGGUUGCUUUCAAAAUCAAGUUUUCAGUUUAGUGUUUAAGUGUUUUUUGUGAAGAAAAAUGAAAAGUUUUAAUACAAUUUUUUUAUGGAAUUUAUAUUAUUUUUUGGGAUAUUUCAGUUAUGGCUCAGCCGAAGAUUGGAAAACACAAGUACAAGAGCUGAUAACCGAACAUAACUUCUUUUGGGGUGUAGCCACAUCAGCAUAUCAAAUCGAAGGCGGUUGGAAUCAAGAUGGAAAAGGGGAAAGUAUGUGGGACGAGUACACGCAUAAAUAUCCACAUCGAAUGGCAGAUCAAAGUAACGGAGACAUUGCUUGUGAUUCGUACAAUAAUUUAGAGCGUGAUUUAAAAAUGAUCGAUACACUAAAUGUUGAUUAUUAUCGAAUUUCAAUAUCAUGGACACGAAUUAUGCCCGACGGUGGUUUAACCGAAAAAUUAAAUGAGAAAGGACUACAAUAUUACCAUAAGUUAUUCGAUGCGUUAAUAGCGAAAAAUAUCACGCCAAUGGUGACAAUAUACCAUUGGGAUUUACCAAAAACACUCCAUACAUUGGGUGGAUGGCAAAAUGAAUUGAUUAUUCCAUAUUUUGAAAAAUAUGCUCGAACACUAUUCAAACAUUUUGGUCAAAAAGUUCAAAUGUGGGUAACGAUCAAUGAACCAUAUCAUAUUUGUGAAUUGGGCUAUGGGGGAGUUUCGUAUGCUCCCGAGGACUAUGUUCCCGGCGUUAGUAAUUAUUUAUGCAUGCAUAAUUUAUUGAAAGCGCAUGGGCGUGCUUAUCAUUUGUAUCAGAAUGAAUUUAAGGCACAACAAAAUGGGAUUGUUGGCUAUGUUUCCAGUUGUAUCUUCAAAUUGCCGUAUUCUCAGGAUCAAGAGGAUAUUGAUGCGAGUAUUCGAGGGAAUGGAGAUCUUGGAUGGGCUGUAAAUCCAAUUUUCGGACCAAAAGGUGAUUAUUCUGAAAUUGUGAAGGAAAAUGUUGCAAUGGUAUCGCAAUUACAAGGUUUAAAAAAAUCUCGUUUACCAGAAUUUACUAAAGAAGAAAUUGAAUAUAUUAAGGGCAGUGCAGACUUUUUGGGUAUAAAUUAUUAUACGUCCAGAUUAGCACGAACAAACCAAGAGGUCGUUGUAACUGAUCCCACGUUUAUGGAUGAUAUGCGGGUUACGUUACAUGUUGAUCCAAAUUGGGUGCAAACAUCAACCGAAUGGCUACAGAUAGUUCCCGAAGGAUUAAAAGCCGCUUUAGAUUAUGUUCGAAAACACUUUAAUAAUCCAUUAACAAUUAUUACCGAAAUUGGAUGCACAGGAGAAAAAGACAAUGAAGUCGAUCAGACCCAAGUGAUUAAAUAUUAUAAGGAUCAUAUUAAUGUAAUCCAUGAAGCUGUCACGGAAGAGGGCAUUAAUGUUCGUGGAUUUGUGGCUUGGAGUUUAAUGGAUAGUUUUGAAUGGGAUACUGGUUACACGAUUUCAUUUGGAUUAUAUCAUACCAAUUUCACGGAUCCUAAACGAUCUACGAGUAUCAAAAAAUCUGGCAAAUUUUAUCAAGAAAUAAAUCAAUAUUCUAAGGAGACUCGCCGAAAAAGUGGUGUAAAAUUAUUAGCACCAUCAGAACUAUUAAUCCAAAAUCGUCAAUCGUCAAGUUCCAGUCUAAAAAGAGCCGUUGAAGAGUUAUAAAUAAAAUUGUAGCUAUAAGCGCAUUAAAUAUUAACGCAUGCAGCUUGGAGCAAGGUACAUACCUACAAUCUUAUCAUUUUUAACCAAUUAUUCUAUCAUCCAAAAAAGUUUUUCAAUAGUUUUCCGUCUUUCUAAAACUGUUUUUUAGGGUAGAUUUCGAAAAAACGGAACUAGUCAUAUGGCGGGGGUAAAAUUUGACAAGCUUUUCUGGAAAGACUGCAAAUUUGAGAUCAUUUCUCAAAACAACUAUUUUUCUCGAUCAAAAUUUCCACAGCUCAGAAAUUAUCAUUUUCACUCG
Molecule: messenger RNA, 2195 nt
Organism: Chrysoperla carnea
Lineage: Eukaryota; Metazoa; Arthropoda; Insecta; Neuroptera; Chrysopidae
Product: myrosinase 1-like
Exons: 8
Coding region: 290-1897 (535 amino acids)
Biological process (GO): carbohydrate metabolic process
Molecular function (GO): beta-glucosidase activity
Source: RefSeq, a predicted model, not a curated record